AUGCUUUUGUGCCUCUUUCACAAAUGAAAAGAAAUUAGAAAGUUUGAAGGAUUUGAAGGGAAAAAAAUGUUGCAAAGAGCUGCCAGCAACGCUUAUUCAUGGUGGUGGGCAGGCCAUAUCAGAACCAAGCAAUCAAAAUGGAUGGAGCAAAGUCUUCAAGAUAUGGAGGAAAAGGUAACGGCUGUGCUUAAAGUCAUUGAAGAAGAUGGAGAUUCCUUUGCCAAGAGAGCAGAAAUGUAUUACAAGAAGAGGCCGGAAUUGAUUCAAUUUGUGGAAGAAUUUUACAGGGCUUACCGCGCCUUAGCCGAACGGUACGACCACAUAUCGACCGAACUACAGAAUGCAAACAACACUCUUGCUUCCGUUUGUCCGGAGCGAGCUCAGUUUGCAAUGGAUGAUGAAGAUGAAGAUGUUUCGCCCACAUUCUCAAGGAAGACCCCAGCAAACUCUAAAGGCAAUGUCCCCGGGAUCCCAGACCUUCCUGUAAAAGAUUUGAAGGGUUUGAUAUCAUCAGCUAAAAAGAAAACGGAAGCUAAGCGACCGAAAGCCGCUACACAUGCAGUUCCUAAAUCCGGUUUGACCAAGGCUGAGGGACUUGAGGAGAUUCAUAGCCUUCAGAAACGGAUCCUGGCAUUGCAGACUGAAAAAGAGUUUGUUAAGGGCUCUUACGAGAGUGGUCUAGCAAAGUACCGGGCAAUAGAUGAUGAGAUAAAAGAAUUGCAAGAGAAAGUUUAUGGUUUGGUAGAUGAAUUUGGUGAAGGUAGGGUCAUUGACGACGAUGAAGCUCGAACCAUGAUGGUAGCAACAGCUUUACAAUCGUGCAAAGGGACAUUGACUCGGAUGCUGGAGCAGCAGGAGAGAUCGGUCUUGGAAGCAGAAGUGGAGCAGAAAAAGAUCAAGGAUGCAAGGGAGAAACUGGAUUCUCUUAAGAACAAGUUUCUCGUAAACGAAGGCAGUCAGGUAGAACCAUCUGAUAGAGAUAAAUCGGGAAUAGUAGCAGAAAAGUCGAAAAUAUUAGAACAAGAGGUGAGUGAUACUACCCAAAAGAGAAAGGACAUGGAGUCCUUAAGGCAAAAGAUAAAGGAGCAAUUUGAGGUUGGUCUUUCUGAAUCUCUGACUGUAACAGAAAUGGUGGAGAAGGUUGAUGAACUAGUGAACAAGGUCAUCAGGUUAGAGAACGCGAUUUCAUCUCACACGGCUCUUGUCCAGAGACUAAGAGCAGAGAACAAUGAGCUUCAAUCCCAGAUUCAAACUCUGGAAGAGGAUAAGGCCACAUUGGUUGAUGGGAAAAAUGAUUUGAAGAACAAGAUAAUGGAGAUGGAGGAGAAGUUUUAUGGGAUCCAGGAUUUGAAUCAGCAUUUCGAAGACCACAACAACAAUUUCCAAACUCAUUUUACUGAAGCACAUUGUAAUCUUGAUCACCUUUCGGAAAAGGUCCAUAGUAUGAAGCCAGAUGAGGAGGAGUUUGAAAGAGAGAAGAGCGAGGAUAACAACAAAAUGCCAAAGGAGGUGGAAGCAGGCCAGGAGUUCGUGGUAGCUAAUGCAUCAGAAAGGGAUAAUUCUCCAGCUGAAGUCAAAUCCACAAAAGAGUCUGAAGAACAAGAGAGGAGGAAUCUGGAUGCAAGUAAUGGCUUCAAAAAUAUACAGUCCGCAAAACAAGCGAGGUUCGUGGUAUCCGGUUCAUCAUCAAAAGAGGACUCUGGGACUAAAGUGGCAUUGCCAAAAGAAUCAGAAUCAAGGGAGGAACUGAAAUUAGAAGCGGGCUCAAAAGAACAUGAUUCUGUUAAAACUUCUACAAAUGAAGGUGCAUAUGACAAAGUUGGUACGCAAGCUCCUUUGCUGACAGUGGCUACUCUUGCUCAAGUUGAAUCAACAGAACAGGAAAUAGGACAAGGGGAUGAGCCAGACUGGAAGCAGUUGUUCUCGGAAAAAAUGGGAGACAGAGAGAAGAAUCUAUUGACAGAAUAUACCGCAACACUUCGGAAAUACAAGGACACGAAAAAGAGGCUGGAGGAAGUAGAGGCAAAUAACCAGAAUAUCGUGUUUGAGAUUAUGUUGCAGCUAAAGGAACUGAAGAGCACUAAUUCCUUGAAAGAUGAAGAGAUUCAAUCCUUACAUCAGAAAUUAAGCCUUUUACAAACAAGUAUUGGUGAAAACAACAGUACUGAUUCUGAGAAACCAGUAGUGACUAAAAUCUCAACAACACUGCCACCAGAGGAUGAAGAUGUUGGACCGACGCUAGUUAACCAUUCUUCGACUACUUCAGCAAUUGAAGAAAAGUUCAGGAUGAACAUUGAUGCACUGCUAGAAGAGAACUUGGAAUUCUGGUUUAGAUUCAGCACUGCAUUUCAUGAGAUUCAGAAAUAUGAAACCAGUGUGACAGACUUAGCGGCUGAGGCAUCAAAACUUGCAGAAAAACAAAAGAAAGAAGAGAAUACCGCUAAAAAAUGUACACUAGUAUCAGACGUGCGACCAUUAUACAAACAUCUGACAGAAAUACAGAAUGAACUGAAACUCUGGGUGGAAAGCAGUGUUUUACUGAAGGAAGAACUGAAGAAGCGGUUUUCAUCUCUGUGUGAAAUUGAAGAAGAGAUAACAAAGGCUUUGAAAGCAAGUGCUGAAGAUGACGACUUCAGCUUCACAAGUUACCAGGCAGUGAAAUUUCAAGGUGAGAUUUUGAACAUGAAACAAGAGAAUAACAAAGUUGCAGACGAACUGCAAGCUGGUUCGGAUCGUGUUACAGCACUUCAGAUUGAAGUCGAGAGAAGUCUGACAAAAUUGAAUGAAGAUUGUGAACUUUCCGGAUCAAAGAUCCUUCAAGGUAGCCGAAUGCAACAGUCACGUAGUUGGUCUGGGGUUCCUUUGAGGUCAUUUAUCUUUGGUGCCAAACCAAAGAAGGAAAAGACAUCGAUCUUUUCCAUCGUACACCCUACACUGCAUCGGAAGUUCAGUAGUUCAAGAUCAGGAAGUACCAAGAAAUAGGUAAAUGGAUUGGUUGCUUGUGUAAAGUUAUACUAUAAAGUCACCCCCUCCCCUUUUCUCAAAGUUGCUUUCUUCCUUUUAGUGAUACUCUCACAGAAUGCAGCAGUUUUCCUUUUCUCAUCUUGUUUGUGAACUAUUAAAAUCACUUUUUCUGUUGGCUGUAGGUGUUUCAUUUCAUAGUAUAUACUUAC
Messenger RNA from Hibiscus syriacus, 3173 nucleotides. Its product is annotated as protein NETWORKED 2D-like. Gene Ontology annotation, molecular function: actin binding. The record is from RefSeq and is a predicted model, not a curated record. The transcript has 3 exons. NCBI's taxonomy places the organism in Eukaryota, Viridiplantae, Streptophyta, Magnoliopsida, Malvales, Malvaceae. The coding region runs from base 67 to 2982 and encodes 971 amino acids.